Molecule: messenger RNA, 369 nt
Organism: Didymodactylos carnosus
Lineage: Eukaryota; Metazoa; Rotifera; Eurotatoria; Philodinida; Philodinidae
Source: the annotation of a GenBank genome assembly
AUGCGUUAUUGCGUUACUAGAAAAGUAACGCAAAAAAGCGUUAAAGUAACGCAAGUAACGCUGCAAUCAAAUCCUAAUCCAUUUCGCAAAGCUAUAUCUGAUGGACUUGUGGAGGAUCAUGUAGCACAAAUUAAUUUAGAACUAGAACAUUUGAGACAUCCAUCAUUAAUCGCGAUAAUUAAGAUUGCGGCGUUAUUCAAUAAGAAAGGCGCAUACAAAGCAUGCAGUAACAUAAAUCCGUUGAGAAGAGGUUGUAAUGCUGGAUUGACUUGUAUGAAGUCACCUCUAUGUGGUACAAAAAGAUUGGGAUUAUCAAGAAAAAGAUGUUGUGUACCAACAGGAGCUGGAGCAGGUGGUGAUGAAGAAUAG